Molecule: messenger RNA, 994 nt
Organism: Emiliania huxleyi CCMP1516
Lineage: Eukaryota; Haptophyta; Isochrysidales; Noelaerhabdaceae
Exons: 2
Coding region: 1-888 (295 amino acids)
Source: RefSeq, a predicted model, not a curated record
AUGCCUGCCAGCAUCCCUCUAGACCCGCAUUCGGCGACUUGCCCGCUCGUCACGGCUGCCGGGCACGCCUGCGUCGCCGCGUGCUCCUUUUGGUCGCGAGCACGGCAGGCGCUCGAUGACUCGGGCGCCUUCGACGGCAGCGCAGAUCACCUCGCUGUGUCGCUCGUGCACCAGAUCCACCGCGAUCGCAGCCACGGCCGUCACCGGGCCGCUCCGAAUCAGACGGAGGCGGAGGCGCGCCUGCUGCACGCGAGCGUCCGGUGGCACGACCCGAGCGCGCGCUUCCUCUGGCUAGUCGCCGAGGCCGAGGCGGCAGAGGUCCGCAGCUGGCACCUCCCGCGGCUGACGCUGCUUUCGGUGCGCGAUGCCGACCUGGAUGGGUGGGUGGAGUGCAUCGGCGCGCCACGUGCCCGCCACCACGCUGGUCCGGCUCUCGGCUACCUGAAGCUGCUGCUUCCUCUGCUUGUGCCGCCGCCCGCGCUGCUGACUGACACAGACACAGUCGCCCUGGCGGGGGUGCGUCGCCUCUGGCCGACCGCCGCUGGCCGUUCGCCGCCGGCGAGCGAGGAGGAGCCGGAAAGGUACGCGGAGCAGUCCCUUCUCGUGUACGUGUGCGACGCGGCGUCGCGGCGGGGCUGGCGACAGCGCACGGGCUGUGCGCUCGCGUGCGAGCCGCACAGCCAGGACGAGUACGGCACCGGCUGCAGCCCCUCCUCGUUCCGGUCCUACGAGCGGCCGGCCGCGGCCUUUCACUACAACUGCCAGCCACGCGGCUCGAGAGGGAGGGCGCUCGUCCUGCUGGCGCGCUCAGGCUACCGGCCCGGCGCGCAAGCUGAAGCUCAGCGCACACGCACAAGUAUGGGAGAGAGGUCGGGUCUUCUGUCAUAAGUAUUUCCGAUGUCAACAUACUGUAAGUGUAAAGAGAGAGCACAUGCAAAGAGUGUAUAGCGACUCACAGCCGACAGCGUUGUCUCUCAUCGACCGUGCUCAGUUG